GACCGAAAAAAGUCUACGACGAGAAUUCGAUGACAGGAGUCCGACGACCGAAGUCUGGAAUCCGGUGACUGAAAUCCAACGACUGAAUACCAGAAUCCGAUGAAAUUAGUAUUAAGGGGUUUUAGCCUGAAACAUAUAUAAAACGACACCGUAUCUCUCCCAUUUCCACGGCGCUUAAGAUGACACCAAGACGGCGAAAGUGAAAUCCUCUGCCAGCCAUGGAGAGCAGACUCUCAGCCUCUCUAGGCCUCCCCUCCCCAAACCCCGACCACCACCACCACCGCCACCGCUCCCAAUCCUCCGAUGACUUCCACAACCUCUUCACCCUCUUCACCCCACCCACCACCACAUCCCACAUCCCCUUCUUCGCCUCCACCACCACUAAAUGGGCCUCCAAGACCCGCCCGCCCAAGGCCCAAACCAUCAUGAAAAACCUCUCCGUCCUCGAACGCGCCCUCAUCGGCGCCGGCGCCGGCGGUAUCGCCGGAGCCUUCACCUACUUCUGCCUCCACCCCCUCGACACCAUAAAAACCAAGCUCCAGACCAAAGGCGCCUCCGACGUCUACGCCAACGCCUUCGACGCCGUCCUCAAGACCUUCCAGACCAACGGCCUCCUCGGCUUCUACAGCGGCAUCUCCGCCGUCAUCGUCGGCUCCACCGCCUCCUCCGCCGUCUACUUCGGCACCUGCGAGAUGGGGAAAUCAUUCCUCUCCAAAUUACCAAACUACCCUCCCGUCCUCAUCCCGCCCACCGCGGGCGCCAUGGGCAAUUUCGUCUCUUCGGCCAUAAUGGUGCCGAAGGAGCUCAUCACGCAGCGGAUGCAGGCCGGCGCCAAAGGCCGGUCCUGGCAGGUGCUGCUCAAGAUCGUCGAAAACGACGGCGUUUUGGGCCUCUACGCAGGCUACUCUGCCACAUUGCUCAGAAACCUCCCUGCUGGGGUUUUGAGCUACUCUUCUUUCGAGUACUUGAAAGCUGCGGUUCUGAGCAAGACGAAGCAGGCCCAAAUGGAGCCCAUUCAGAGCGUGAUUUGCGGGGCCCUCGCCGGGGCUAUCUCGGCAUCCAUCACCACGCCGCUGGAUGUGGUGAAGACCAGGCUGAUGACUCAGAAUGUGAACAAGGUGGCUGCUGUGGUGCAGAGUGGGGUUUCGGAGACGGUGAAGCAGAUUCUGAAAGAGGAAGGGUUGGUGGGAUUCACUAGAGGAAUGGGGCCGAGGGUGCUGCAUAGUGCUUGCUUUUCGGCAUUGGGGUACUUUGCUUUCGAGACGGCUAGGCUUGCGAUUUUGAAUGAGUAUAUUAAGAGGAAGGAGUUGCAAGAAAUUGGUGACGCUCCGGCUUGAUGUUCCGGUAUCUCUUUUUUGUUUUUGCUCUGCUUCUGCUGUCCCAUCCCAGAAACAAAGAGGACUUAUGUUGAAGCGUUCAACAGUGCACACAAAAUGCAACGGUGGGGAGCUGCUUUUACACUAUGAUCCAAUAUGGUUGAACUCUGUAGGAUGCAUUUUAUAGGAGGAUUUGUGGGGAAUUUGGUUUGG
Fragaria vesca subsp. vesca is the source of this 1529-nucleotide messenger RNA. RefSeq names its product protein MITOFERRINLIKE 1, chloroplastic-like. The transcript has 3 exons. Bases 219 to 1337 code for a protein of 372 amino acids. The record is from RefSeq and is a predicted model, not a curated record. Gene Ontology annotation, cellular component: mitochondrial inner membrane. Gene Ontology annotation, molecular function: S-adenosyl-L-methionine transmembrane transporter activity. NCBI's taxonomy places the organism in Eukaryota, Viridiplantae, Streptophyta, Magnoliopsida, Rosales, Rosaceae.